AUGGCGGAUAACCAGCGCCGUGGAAUCAUCUCACUAGGGAGUGAAGAAACAGGAGCUUGGCUUUGGGCGGACGAUGCGUAUAAACUCUGGAGCAAGGAGACAACGUCAGCAUUGCUCUGGAUACAAGGCAGACCUGGCAGUGGAAAAUCGACUCUGUGUAAAAAGAUUCUCAAACAUUUACAGAAUCAAUACGACCUUUCAGACGCUUACGCUACACCUGACAAAGCUGCCUUUCACGACAUUGCUCCACAGCCGAGGAACCGCUCUGCCCUCCUCGCCAGCUUCUUCUACAGUCUCAGAGGCGCCAAAUCUGAGAUUAGCAAUACUCAUAUGCUUCAAUCGCUUCUGUACCAGCUUUUGAGCCAGGAGCAAAGAUUUUACCCGGCCUUUAGAGAAAAAUAUCGAAGCCUGCUAGAUCGUUCUCGGGGUUCAAUCUCUUGGACUUUCAAAGAUCUCCACAAUGUCUUCACCUCACUGGGUGAAUUUAACGAUUUUCCUCUGACAAUCUACCUCGUUAUCGACGCAAUGGACGAGUCAGAGCAGUCAGAAAGAUCCGAUAUCUUGUUAUUACUGCAGCACUUCUGCCAGAAUGAAUCAGCUUGUGUUAUCAAAUGUGUUCUUGCAAGUCGACCUGAAGAGGACAUUAAGGACAAUUUUUUUUAUAUACGGAAAUCUCACAACUUUUUCCACGUGGUGCUCGAGAAAAAGAACGAAGGGGACAUCAAAAAGUUUAUCAAAAUAGCAAUGUGCAAAGUGCAAGACGCGUACCUGGCUCAGCGGCCCGCACUCACGGCUGAGUUUGAAGAUAUGGCCGCAUAUGCAACUGCCAACCUCGUGAGCAAGGCGAGAGGAGUUUUUAUGUGGGUAGAGAUUGUAACGAGAGAAUUAAAGCGGGAAGUACGUCGCGGUGUUUCCGCAAGAGAAUUCAAGAAAACAGUGGACGCACUCCCCAACGAUCUGAAGCCAUUAUAUGAGCGCAUUGUCAAAGACUUGUUAGCCAGAUUCAAUAACGAAGGGCAAGAAAAGGCUGAUUCACGAGUUCGAGAAGCGCAACGGAUGCUGACGUGGGUGACAUUUGCUGAGCGGGCGCUAAGCGUCAACGAGUUUCGCGACGUAGUUGCGAUACCAGACACUGUGGAAGAGAAUUCAAGGAUCAACUUACAGGAUUAUCGCCUUCUCGAUGAUACCGCUGUGCAACAAAGAAUGAGUGACAUUUGUGGAGAUCUCUUGGAGAUUGGAUCAUCACAGGAUUCCGCCGAUUUCUUUCUGCGCGAUACGAACGAUAUCGUCCAGCUUCUACAUCUAACCGUCCGAGAAUUCUUGACCAGCGACGUCGAAGCAGGGGAGUUCCUCAUGAAGAAACAUCUAGGAGAAUAUGAGAUUUUCCUCAACUGCAUCUCGUAUCUUCGUCUAUUUGCAGAAAACUGCCCUGCAAUGAAUGGAGACAAACCGGAUUAUAAACACAUUAUUCGCCACCUUGCAAAUUGGCCUCUGCUUUCCUACAUCCUACAGUUUCUCCCCCAACACAUGCAAAAUUCGGACAAGGGUAGCCAGGCUCUUGAUAUCGGAGUCAAAUUCGCGAACUCCAUCAUGCGCCAAGAGGGCAGCUCUGCCUUUUUCAUUCUGGAGUCCUGGUUCGAUAAAGCCGGGCUAUGUAUGCAUUCCCACUCCUUGUUAGAACGAGCGACGAGUUUUAGAUUCGACUGCAUGGACAUUGCGGCAGCCGAAGGCUAUCUAGAUGUUGUGGCCACACUGCUCGAAGCGGAGACAAUAGCCACAACUGACAUCAGAUACGGCCAUCUGCUGUACAAUCUUUCUCGCAGGCACUGGUAUUACUAG
Trichoderma atroviride IMI 206040 is the source of this 1839-nucleotide messenger RNA. RefSeq lists its product as uncharacterized. Lineage: Eukaryota; Fungi; Ascomycota; Sordariomycetes; Hypocreales; Hypocreaceae. Gene Ontology annotation, biological process: positive regulation of transcription by RNA polymerase II. Gene Ontology annotation, molecular function: protein binding; transcription cis-regulatory region binding. The record is from RefSeq and is a predicted model, not a curated record. Gene Ontology annotation, cellular component: nucleus.